Molecule: messenger RNA, 3539 nt
Organism: Scaptodrosophila lebanonensis
Lineage: Eukaryota; Metazoa; Arthropoda; Insecta; Diptera; Drosophilidae
Gene: NaPi-III
Product: sodium-dependent phosphate transporter 2
Exons: 7
Coding region: 1212-3206 (664 amino acids)
Biological process (GO): phosphate ion transmembrane transport
Cellular component (GO): membrane
Molecular function (GO): phosphate transmembrane transporter activity
Source: RefSeq, a predicted model, not a curated record
UUUCACAUUCUCGACCAAGCCGGUGGUUGUGCGCGCGCGUUUGUUACGCUACAGUUUUAACAAAUAAAUUGAUUUGAAAAAGUGCUGCUAUUCAAACAUGGUGAAUAUCUCUCUGACGUGGAAACAAUUAUGCUGUCCUAAACGUCAGUUAAUCAACUCGACUACCAUUAGCUCCUACUCAACAUAACAAGAAACUUCUUAAAUAUAACAACCUUAACAACAACAAUUACACAACAGCACCCACUUACUCAACAACAUCAACCAAAAAUUUAACCCAAAUAAGAGAAAAACAAGAAUAACCACAAUUGCAAAAAAGGAAGAAAAACCAUAAAAAGUUUUUCUUUUGCUGUCGUGUGUUGAAAGGGUUAAAAGGCAAGUGGAGGAAAGUUAACGUUGAUCCUAUAAGAAGUUUUCACGUACGUGCUUGGAUUUCCGCGAAACGCAGCAGACAACAACCACAAACGCAAGGAAGUUCAGCCGAGUCUUUGGAGAGUGAUAGUGCGAGUUAGAUAGGAACGGGGAGUGAUAUUAAUAGCAGUUAGUUUUUUGGAGUGUGUGUGCGGCCGUAUCUACUUAAAUAUUUUCUUUUUUAUUUCACCGUUUUGUGUAUAGUGUGUAUGUUUGAUUUUAAUUUUACAAUAUUUAUUGCAAGCUUUUAGGCAGGCAGAAAAACAUUUAAAAACAUUUAGUUUAAGCUCAGCCAACAUUUAGGGCUAGGGAGGCUACUACACCAGUAGGGUUAAAAAACCACCAAUUUUUCAGGGUAUUUUAGUUUGUAUUGAAUCGCAUCGCGAGUACUUCAAUUUUCAUUAUGAAAAUAACAACAAUGAAGUUUAAGCGCAAAAAUGGCUGUUUAGAAAAUAUUUGAAAAGAAAUUCUGUAUUAACUAAUUAAGAUUUUUUUUCGAAUAUAAUUUAUAUUGUUGUAGUAUUGUAUUUAUAAGUUUUAAUAUUUGUUUAGUAGACUUUUCCUUCCCCAUUUAAGUGGUUUUCAUUUGUUCCGAAAAGCCAUUCAGAUUGUAUAGCCAGUACACGAACCAUUUAGCACAGACACGUUUUCGAUUAUCUUUUACGAGUAGUAACAACAACAAUAAGCUUACUCAGUUAUCAGUUCGACGCAGAGAGAGAGAGAGAGACAGUUAGUUGGAGAGCGAACGAGAGUAAUAAAGUGCGCGACUUUUUGAGCGAAGAGUUUAAUUGGAGAGCAGAGCAAUGGAGCCCCUAUCACCGGAUUUGCUAUGGAUGGUCAUACUUGGCUUUAUCAUAGCGUUUGUCUUAGCCUUCGGCAUUGGCGCUAACGAUGUAGCUAAUUCAUUUGGCACCAGCGUCGGAUCCGGCGUGUUAACCAUACGCCAGGCAUGCGUCCUGGCCACCGUUUGUGAAAUAUCUGGAGCGAUUUUAAUUGGUUACAAAGUAUCGGACACCAUGCGGAAGGGCAUACUUGAGGUUGGACUAUACGAGGGCGCUGAGGAGGAACUUAUGCUGGGCUGUGUGGCCGCCCUGGCCAGCAGUGCAAUUUGGCUGCUUGUCGCCACUUUUCUGAAGCUGCCCAUUUCGGGCACCCAUAGCAUUGUUGGCUCUACCAUUGGCUUUUCGCUGGUUGCACGCGGAACUGAGGGCCUCAAGUGGUCCACGUUGGGUACCAUUGUCGGAUCAUGGUUCAUUUCGCCAGUGAUGAGUGGCUUGGUGAGCAUCUUCCUGUUUCUGGCCAUACGACGCUUCAUUUUGCGCGCCAAAGAACCGCUAAAGGCGGGCUUCCGAUCGCUGCCUAUUUUCUAUGGUGUUACCUUUUUCAUAAAUGUUAUCAGCGUCGUACUGGACGGGCCGAAAUUGCUCUACAUGGACAAUAUUCCGACUUGGAUUGCUUUUAGCGCUAGCGUAGGUAUGGGCCUGUUAGUGGCGCUGCUGACGCAACUAGUGGUAGUGCCGUUGCAACGUCGAAAGAUUGCGAAGCAGCUACGUGCCCAGAACCCAGUUAAGUUCCAGUUUGAGGAAUCUGUCGAAUCUUCACCGUCCGGAAGCCCUAAAAAGCAGCGCCGCCCACUCUCGCUGGUUAGCGAGGGCAAACCACUGCCAGCCAUUGCCGAAAUCACCGAGCUGGUCUCAUUGAGCGACAACUCGCCGAAGACGUUUAAACUGGCACCUUAUGGCCUGGCCGCCAAGAACAAUAACACUCCCGUUGAUGGCUAUAAAAUCAAUCCAGAGCUUAUUAAGAAGGCUGAAGAUUUGCUGGGAAAGGCCAGCCUCGAUAACACCGAUCUAACCAUAACCAGCUUGAAUUUUAUCGACGAGCAGCAACAAAUGCAGCCAUCACAACAGAAUGGGCGCAAGCUGGAGGAAUGCUUCAAGCUUGUCCAAUCGCCCAAGGAGGAGCAGAGGAGCAACAAGCCACAACAGCAACAACAACAUGCAGUGCCCAAUACCGCACCAACGGGCACUAAUAACAAUCUACAGGUGGUCGAGAGUGCAGGCAGUUUAGAGCUUAUGAUGAGCGCUACCUUGUCGCCCAACUCCAGCAAGGUGCCAUUAAUCGAGAGCAAGGAGGCACUCAAUGAGGAAGAGUUGAAGGGCACGCCUGCGCGUCGGGCUUCCAAUGUCGAGGAAACCGAAGAAGUGUCAAUGUUGUUCUCGUUCCUUCAAAUAUUGACGGCCACCUUUGGUAGUUUUGCGCAUGGUGGCAAUGAUGUCAGCAAUGCUAUUGGACCCCUAAUAGCACUCUACAUGAUCUAUCGCGAGGGCUCGGUAGCGCAAAAAGCAGAAAGUCCUAUUUAUAUUUUGAUCUACGGCGGCAUUGGCAUCUCCGUAGGUUUAUGGCUGUGGGGACGGCGUGUUAUCGAGACUAUUGGCAAUGAUCUGACAAAGAUUACAUCAUCGACUGGGUUCACAAUUGAAAUUGGUGCCGCCAUUACCGUACUGCUGGCCAGCAAAGUUGGUCUGCCCAUUUCGACAACGCAUUGUAAGGUCGGUUCAGUGGUCUUUGUGGGUCAUGUCAGCUCUAUGGGCAAAAAGAAACCGGAGAAGCAGACACAGGAAAUAGGCCAGGAUAUGAAGUCAGCAUUAGAAGCAGAGUCGAAGGAACCGCGAGAGGAUGGUAGCGUCGAUUGGCAUUUAUUCCGAAAUAUCGCCUAUGCUUGGAUAGUCACUGUGCCCGUCACUGCGCUGCUUAGCGCUGGCAUUAUGUACUUGCUUUGCGCCAUCGUCCUAUAGAAUGCGCGCCGCUCCUAAGCUAAGACACUUGCCGACUCUCUUCCACGGGAGCUAUUCAAUUAUUAAUUGUAAUACUAACUAAAGUUUCGUAACUGUGCAAGUAAAAAAAGUUGAAAAAAAAAACUAAGACAAGAACAAAUAACUCGCGUAACUAAAGCAAAACAAAAAAAAACCAUUGUAUUUAGCAUCUAGCUUGUCUCGCUGAUAGCUGAUAUUGAUAAUUACAUUCUUUUAAAUAUGUACUCGUAUACCGCGUUUAUUGAUUUAGUUUUUAAAACUUCACUGGCAUUUUGAGUGAUUUGUUUAAUAAUUGAGUAAUUUUUAAAAAUAUAA